Molecule: messenger RNA, 2370 nt
Organism: Perca fluviatilis (European perch)
Lineage: Eukaryota; Metazoa; Chordata; Actinopteri; Perciformes; Percidae
Product: E3 ubiquitin-protein ligase TRIM21-like
Exons: 2
Coding region: 116-1762 (548 amino acids)
Molecular function (GO): zinc ion binding; protein binding
Source: RefSeq, a predicted model, not a curated record
CAGAGUGUCAGCCACGCUGCAGUCGAGACAAGUCCGUUUCUCUCUGAAAGAAAACUCAAACUGACUUCAUCAGGUCUUUCUCAACAACACAGCAGAGUCUCUGCCAAACACUGAUAUGACUGCUGAAAACUAUCUGAAAUCUGAAGAUCAGUUUCUGUGCUCCAUCUGUCUGGAUGUGUUCACUGAUCCUGUCACCACAUCAUGUGGUCACAACUUCUGCAAAAACUGCAUCAAUGAACACUGGAAUACUAAUGACCAGUACCUGUGUCCGAUGUGUAAAAAGGUUUUCAACACAAAACCUGAGCUGCUCAUCAAUACUUUCAUCUCUGGGAUGGUUGCUCAGUUCAGACAGUCAGCUCAACAGAAAGCCAGCAGCAGCAGCUCAGAGCAACAAGUGUCCAAACCAGGAGAAGUUCCCUGUGACGUCUGCACUGGAACCAAACUGAAGGCCCUGAAGUCCUGCCUGGUGUGUCUGGUCUCCUACUGUGAGACUCACCUGGAGCCUCAUCUGAUAAUGUCAGGUCUGAAAAGACAUCAGCUGAUCGACCCUGUGGAGAACCUGGAAGGCAGGAUGUGUACAAAGCACGAUAAACCUCUGGAGCUGUUCUGUAAGACCGACCAGACAUGUGUCUGCAUGCUCUGCACUGUUUUAGACCACAAGAUGCAUGAUGUUGUUCCUCUGAAAGAAGGACAUGAAGAAAAGAAGGCAGAGCUGGGGAAGACAGAGGCUGAAAUUCAUCAGAUGAUCCAGAAGAGACGACUGAAGAUUCAGGAGAUCAAACACUCAGUCGACCUCAGUGAGGAAGAGGCAGACAGAGAGAUAGCAGAAGGUGUUCAGGUCUUCACUUCUCUGAAGGAGUCUGUUGAGAGAGGCCUGAAUGAGCUCAUCAACACGAUCAAAGAGAAGCAGAAAACAACAGAAAAACAGGCCGAAGCUUUCAUCAAAGAGCUGGAACAGGAAAUCUCUGAGCUGAUGAAGAGAAGCACUGAGGUGGAGCAGCUCUCACACUCUGAAGACCACCUCCAUCUUCUCCAGAGUGUCCAGUCCCUAAACAUCCAACAACCUCCACCCACCAAGGACUGGACAGAGGUCAACGUCCGUCAAUCAUAUGAGGGUACUGUGGUGAAAGCUGUGGCUCAGCUGGAGGAGACACUCAGUAAAGAGAUGAAGAAGUUGCUCCCUGAGUCUGAGCUGAAGAGGGUCCAGCAGUAUGCAGUGGAUUUGAGUCUUGAUCCUAAAACAGCACAUCCUCAACUCAUCCUGUCUCGUGGUAAGAAACAAGUACGUCUUGGUGAUGUGAGGAAGAAUCUCCCAGACAACCCAGAGAGAUUUUCUUAUUGUGCUUUUGUUUUAGGAAAGCAGAGUUUCUCUUCAGGCAGAUUUUACUUUGAGGUUCAAGUUAAAAGAAAGACUGAAUGGGAUUUAGGAGUGGCCAGAGAGUCGAUCGACAGGAAGGGAAACAUCACACUGAGCCCUGAGGAUGGUUACUGGACUAUAGUGUUGAGAAAUGGAAAUGAGUACUACGCUGCUGCUAACCCUUCAGUCCUUCUCUCUCUGAAGUCUCCUCCUCAGAAGGUGGGGGUGUUUGUGGAUUAUGAGGAGGGUCUGGUCUCCUUUUAUGACGUAGAUGCUGCAGCUCUUAUCUACUCCUUUACUGGCUGCUCCUUCACUGAGAAACUCUUCCCAUUAUUUAGUCCUAGACUUAAUGAUGAUGGUAAAAACUCUGCCCCUCUGAUCAUCUCUCCUGUCAGAGUAAACUAAUCACUGAUCUUGUUUUGUGUAUUGAUUUAUUUUAUUUCAGGGGAACAUAUUUACAUAUAGUUUGCAUCUUAUAUUCUACAGAAUCUGUUUAGUGUGGUGCUCGAUCUUCACACUUGAUUGAUUAUUACGUGUCCCGUUAAAUACAGAAGUCAACACAUUAAUUUGAUGCAUUAAUCUCUAACUCUGCAUCAGACCAUAUCUAUUUAAAUCUCUGUUAACCCUAUAAAUGUUUUUUUCACUUCCAAGAAAUCACUAACUAAUGUUUCUAAAGGGAAUUGGGUAAUUGUGCACACAUGUAAUUUGCAGCCACAGAAAAUAUAUUGCUGAAUAUUUCAUUAUGUCAUUAAGCUAUAUUAAAGAGUAAGGCCUAUUACAUCCCAUAGUGUCUACAGAACACAGCAUGUGCCGUUAUUAUACCGGGUAUAAAAAGUUAUUGGACGUUUCUAAUUUGUUUGGAAAGUGUUAAUUAAUGGUCACUUUGGCCAUUGUUAUUUGUUUUGUGAAUACUGUAAGAUGGUUUAUGAGUCAAAGAAAUUAGGGCUGCACGAUAUUAGGAAAAUAUCUAAUUGUGAUUAUUUUGACUGAAGAUUGCGAUAUGAUUCAUGAUA